AUGGCUCGUCGAUCCCAGAGCUCCUCCCAGGGGGACAACCCCCUGGACCCCAACUACCUGCCCCCCCACUACAAGGAGUAUUAUCGCCUGGCUCUGGACGUGCUGACGGAGGAGGGGAAGGAAAGUUACCAACGUUUCCUGGCAGAGGAAGCAGCCCCUGAUUUCCUGUGCAGCUCCGAGGUGGAUCACAUCCUGCAGCACCUCCAGAAGCCCCAGUAUGCCCACCAGGAGGGCAGCACGGACACCGCAGGGGACAAUGACAUGGAUGGAUCCUCUGGGACCUACUGGCCCAUGAACUCGGACCUGGCUGUUCCCGAGCUUGACCUGGGCUGGCCAAUGGUCUUUGGGUUCAGGGGAACAGAGGUGACCACCCUUGUGCAGCCACCCCCCCCAGACAACCCCAGCAUCAAGGAGGAGGCACGAAGGAUGAUCCGGGCAGCUCAGCAGGUGGUGGCCAUCGUGAUGGACACCUUCACAGACGUGGACCUGCUGCUGGAGGUGCUGGACGCGGCCGCGCGCCGCGUGCCCGUGUACAUCCUGCUGGACGAGAUGGACGCCCAGCUCUUCCUGGACACAGCAGCCAAAUGCAGGGUCAACCUGAACUAUGUGGAGUUCCUCAGGGUCAGGACGGUCUCUGGGCCCACCUACUACUGCCGCACAGGGAUGUCCUUCCGAGGCCACGUGAAGGAGAAAUUCCUCUUGGUGGACUGUAUGGUGGUGCUGAGUGGCAACUACAGUUUCAUGUGGUCUUUUGAGAAGAUCCACAGGAGCAUUGCCCACAUCUUCCAGGGGGAGCUGGUGUCCAGCUUUGACGAGGAAUUCCGGAUCCUCUUCGCCCAGUCGGAGCCCCUGGUUCCUCCAGCCAACGUCUUGGCCAAGGUGGACAACCCCUUUGCCAUGGCUCCCUUUGGCAACAACAUGCCCUUCUUUCCCAAGAAAGGCCCCCUGAUGUUCCAGAGGGAUGACACCCUUUUCCCCUCCUUCCUGGACCGAGUGGAUCCCGACAGGUACUUCCUGUCCAGCUUCCGCCGGGACGACGCGCUGCGCCACACGGUGGAGGGCUCGGCCAUGAGGAUGUACAAGAAGGUGGAGAUGGAGAAUUCCCAGAUGGAUCCCGUCAGAGGUUUCCUCCGCUCCAAGCAGCUGGAGCUGGAUGCUUUUAAGAGGCACAGCUUUGCAGAAGGCACGUUCGAGAACUUUGCCUCCUCCAAGCAGUUUGCCAGGCAGAUGUUCAUGAACAAUAUGGACGAGUUCAAAAUCCAGGCCAGUCACUUCCAGAAGGAUCAGUUCUACCAGUACCAGUUUGAACAUCCCCACCUGCCCGGGAGGCCUCAGGGACUCUUUGAGAGGAUCCGAGGUGGAAGGCCAGGCUUCAAUGAGCUGGAGGACUAUGGAGAGGGACCCAGGUACCCGGAGCUGGAGCCCAGUUUCCCACAGGAGGGUUUCCCCUUGAGGCUGGAUUACGUCCCUUCCAAUUCCUCCCGGGAAGUGCGACACGGCUCCGACCAGCUGAACGCGCCCGGCAACGGCCCCGUGGGGAUGAUGCUGAGGAGGCAGAACAUCGGGCAGAAGUUCAUCUGCCAGACCUCCCCGACCCAGAAGCAGAGCCUGGAGCAGCGCCUGUUCCUGCAGGAGCAGGAGGAGGAGCAGGAGGAAGACAAGAACACGCAGGAGAACCGGACGGGCUUACGGAACUGGAGGAUCUCCUCCUACCUCAGCGCCUACCAGUCCGAGCCCGAGGAAGGGCUCCCCAUGCCCAUGGAGUCAGAGGCCUACAACGACGUCCUCGGAGACCCCCUCCCCAAGCACCCCCCCGAGCUCCUCCCGGCCUUCAAGUCCCCUCUCCCCUUCAGCAGCAAAGCCCUGGGCAUGGAAAGCGCCAAAGAGUUUGCGGAGCCCGACCGAGCCGGCGAGGAAGCCCCGAUCACCAAACAAGACGCCUUCAGGUCCAGGAUCAACCCCCUGAUCCAGAGGAGCUCCAGGCUCAGGUCCUCGCUCAUCUUCAGCGCUGCCAAGUUGGACCAGCCCAACACCACGCUGGAGAAGGUGCAGAUGAUCCAGAAGGAGCAGGUGUCCAGCGAGGUGACGAAGGACAACGAGACGGUGAAGGCGGCCGCCUCCUCCAAGGUGGCCGAGCUGCUGGAGAAGUACAAGGCCGUGGGCAGGGACGCGGAGCGCGCGACGGUCACGCACGCCAAGGCCGUGUCCAGCUUCCUGCAGGAGGAGUCCCAGGGCUCGGAGAAGAAGUGCACCAAGUCCGUGCAGUACAAGAUCCUGGAGAGCAGGGUGCUGGAGUCCAAGGACUCCUGCAGCACUUACAAGAUGCACGGAGAGGCCGAGAGAGCCUUUGGGGUGGGCUCCUCCACCCCCCAGCUGGGGGACGCCUUCAGCAAGGACCCCCUGGCACAUCUGGGCACCAAGGUGGACAAAUUAUCCUCUCGGUUUUACCCCAUAGAGAACAAACCUGCCCUUCCAGAGAAGGAGAGUCUGAUCUACGUCGGAGACACUCAGAAACUGACCCUUCCAGAGAAGAAGGAAAGGGUGUCCUUCAAAGAAGACGCCCCAAAAUUAGGCAGCGCGGAGCUGAAGAAGCCGCAGGUGAGGGCAGGGACCACGUCAGCCCUUGAAAGCCUGUCCAGAAGCCCAGGAUCCGACAGCUCUCUCAGUAAAUCUGAGGAAGACUGUUCCAAACAAGACCAGAAUGCCAUGGAAUUCCUCAGGAAAGGGUCCCUAAGGCUGAAGCAGCUUCUGAACCCCAAAGGCGAGAAGAAACUGGAGGAGGAAUCAGCUCCUGAGAGCGGCAAAUCGGACAAGCAGCCGGUGGCUCUGAAACGAUCUUCCAUUGGGGACUGUCAGGAGAUAAUGGAGGAGGAAAAAUCCCCCAAGUUCGCCAGCCCCCUGGCCCCCAAGAGCAGCCAGCCCAGCCAGGGGAGGUUUCCCUCCUCCACAGCCAACAUCCUCUACAGCAGCAACCUCCGGGACGACACCAAGGUGAUCCUGGAGCAAAUCUCUGCCAACAGCCAGAAGAACAGGGCUGAGCUGGCCAAGCAGCUGCCAUCCACCAGCAACCCCGACCUGUCCAGGUCAACCACCAGCUUGGAAAGAAAAGGGGAGAAGGAGAAGAGCUGUAACAUCCACAGGUCAGAGAGCUUCGGCAGCCAGAAGCGGAACCUGCAGCGGCAGCCGUCGGAGGACAGGGACACCCUCCUGAAGAAGAUGGAGAACAUGAGGAAGGAGAAGAGGGUCUACAGCAGGUUUGAGGUCUUCUGCAAAAAGGACGAGCACACCAGUCCCAGCGAGGAGGAGUAUGACACAGAUGCCAAAGACAAGAAGAUGGGAAAAUUCAUGCCCAAAAUCCUGGGGACCUUCAAGACCAAAAAAUGA
This is a messenger RNA of Chaetura pelagica (chimney swift), 3384 nucleotides long. RefSeq names its product family with sequence similarity 83, member H (gene SACK1H). The transcript is spliced from 4 exons. NCBI's taxonomy places the organism in Eukaryota, Metazoa, Chordata, Aves, Apodiformes, Apodidae. Gene Ontology annotation, cellular component: keratin filament. Gene Ontology annotation, biological process: intermediate filament cytoskeleton organization; protein localization to cytoskeleton; positive regulation of cell migration. The record is from RefSeq and is a predicted model, not a curated record. Gene Ontology annotation, molecular function: keratin filament binding. Bases 1 to 3384 code for a protein of 1127 amino acids.